Molecule: messenger RNA, 3001 nt
Organism: Bacillus rossius redtenbacheri
Lineage: Eukaryota; Metazoa; Arthropoda; Insecta; Phasmatodea; Bacillidae
Product: solute carrier family 25 member 44
Exons: 6
Coding region: 599-1435 (278 amino acids)
Biological process (GO): branched-chain amino acid catabolic process; branched-chain amino acid transport; transmembrane transport
Cellular component (GO): mitochondrion
Molecular function (GO): branched-chain amino acid transmembrane transporter activity
Source: RefSeq, a predicted model, not a curated record
GAAAACAAUGUAAUGAUAAUCCCGAGGACACAAAAGUCAAGUAUAACAUUGCAUUAAAUUGUAUUUGGACUCCCGCGUAUUUUUUCCUAACGUCAAGCGAUAUUUUACAUUUUCGUGUGUUUUCUUGUUCUAAUAUGUAUUUACUCUAGGAACGAGCGCGAAUGCAGCAGACAACCCGACUAGCCUUGAGGAACAGCUGAUUUCAGACAUCAAAUAGUGACAUCAUACAAUAUGGCGCUUUCCGAGGGCUCUAAUUGGAUUUUAACCUCGAGUUUUAUCACCAUUUUAUAGUUCUGAUUGCAAAAUUGCUUUGACUCGUGUAUUGUAGGACAGGGACAUUAUUUGUUAUUUCAGGAAGCAGCACCAGGAAACGUUAAAUGUGCGGAGACAUCUCUUAAUGGGCGCUGUGUGACGCUGCAAAGAAGGAUGGCUCCCUGGAGAGUUGACUCGCUGUGACGCCGGGAGAGAUAAAGCGAUUUACCCCCCGCGCCAUGGCCACCGCGGUGGAGACUCCGCACUUCAUCCGCACCAUCGAGUGGGACAUGAUGGACAAGAGCAAGUUCGUGCCCCUCAGCAUGCUGAGCUCGUUCACCAUCAGAUGCGUCCUGCACCCCCUCUCCGUCAUCCGUACGAGGAUCCAAGUGCAGAGACACGACCAGGUUUACAAAGGUACGAGGGCGUCCCGGGGCUCUACCGGGGCUUCUGGGUGAGCACGUUCCAGGUGGCAUCCGGCGUGCUGUACAUCUCGACGUACGAAGGGGUGCGCCACGCUCUGGCCACCAACGGCGUCGACAACGCGCGGGCCAAGUCCCUGGCGGCCGGCGGCUGCGCGUCGCUGGUCAGCCAGACGGCCGUCGUGCCGUUCGACGUACUGAGCCAGCACCUCAUGGUGCUGGGGGUCGCGGGCCACGGCUCCAGCGACCGCAAGGUUAUCCUAAACCCCUUGGGUUUGACGUUGGAUCCAUCAAGGUCAAGGUUUCAAGUCACAGUAGACAUAGCACGUCGCAUAUAUGCUAGGGACGGACUGCCUGGUUUCUACAGAGGUUACGUCGCAUCGCUAUGUGCUUACGUUCCUAACAGUGCUCUGUGGUGGACGUUCUACCACUUGUACCAAGAAAAGUUGUUUGCGGUGUUCCCGAGCUGGGUGUCUCAGCUGUUCAUUCAGUGCGUGGCCGGAACGCUGGGUGGAUUCACCUCCACGCUGCUGACGAACCCCCUGGACAUAGUGCGUGCUCGCUUGCAGGUGCAAGGUCUGGAUUCCAUGUCCAAAACCUUCCACAUCCUGUGGACGGAAGAACGGCUGCGAAUAUUCACCAAAGGAUUGUCGGCACGCAUGGUUCAGUCGUGCUUCUUUAGUUUCACCAUAAUCCUCGGUUACGAGACCAUCAAGCGCGUGUGCAUUAACGACGAGUAUCGUGAGUACGUUCGGUGGUGAAAAAAAAAAAAUGGGUACGUAAAUACUCUUGAGACUUCAACUAACACAAAUUCUCUGUCUCCAGGAAUCUGUGUGUGUGAUGAAACAUUGAACUAAGUAGUCAUUAGAAGAGUACAAAUGUAGUAGUUUAUAGUUCCAGUUAGCAGUUCCAUCACUCUCUUAUUUCCUGCUUGUAAAAUUUUAUAAUUUUGCAAAGCUUAAUUUAUUUUUGUUGAUUACAUGUGUGAAAUUACGUAUAGCAUUGAAAAUUAAGGUAACUUCCGUAUCAUCAGUUUUAUCCCUUGAUCCUGAUAGUAUGAUCUUGUAUACAUAUGUAUAUUCAUCCUGUGAUGCAUGAUGCUUGCGGUUUUAAUAUAAUACGUCUAAAGAUCUUGGCCAAACAUAAACUCCAAAAUCACAGUACAAACAAAUUGUCAAAAAAUUUUCAUUCGCAUUCAACUUAACGAUCAUAAUUUAUUAUUAUGUCACAAGUUUUUGUUAUGUGCAGGAUCUAUCGAUGUACUAAAUUAAAACAGCAAGCAUCAUGUACCACAGUAUCAAUGUAUACAAGAUCAAUGGAAAGACUUGGAUACAUUAUACAGUACUUUUACUGCAGUUAAUACCUAAAUAUUUUGUAUUAGUGGGUGUCUGUACACACAUUCAUAAAAAAAACCUAGAAGCUAUUAGGCUUUUUUUAUAUUUGUGUGGUAUUUCAGUUGUAAUGUGGAAAACUGUUUCACAAGUAUACAUACUUAAAUAAUGAAAAUGAUGAAAAAUAUUGCUGGAUAGCAUUUUUGCUUAAAGUAUUAAUUUUGGUUCAUAAGUUAGCAUCAUGUAAAAAGUUUUAACGUCCAAUCAAUUCAUCAUUUGCCAGCCUAAACAAGUUGUUUGUCUAGUGUGUUAAUUAUCUGGAUUAUUCAUAGUUUAUUUAAAGGCAUUGAUUCCAAUCUAUAUCAAAUAAUAACAGAAAACUGUAUUUCUGGAAGUUAUUAUUAGAGAUUGGCUUUAAAGCAAUCUUCAUUCAUGAAUUUUCAAUGCUAAAUUAAUCAGAAUUAGUUAAAUGUUAAAUAUUUACAGGGAUAGAAUUUGCUUUGGCAUCAUUUUGAUAUGUCAGAACAACUAUAUGAAAUUUUUCCUGUUGUAGCUAGUUAGGAUUUUCGAGAAAAAAAAAAUCUUGUGAUAAAUUGUUUACAAAACAAAGGUUUUUGUGAAUUGGAGAAAUGGGUUUUAAAGCUGUGAUCAUUUUAUGAUUAGAUUAAGGAAUUAAAAAGUAGGUGCUACCAAAUUGUAGUGUAAAUUAUUUCUUGCAGCAAUUGAUUUUAAAUUUUGUAAGAAAAAAGUUUAGUAAAUAAGUGGGAAUCUGAUGUAGAUAUUUAUGAAUUCUUUACUUAAAAGCAGGUUGUUAAGUGAUUUUGUGUACAUACUGUUUGUUUUGCCUCAACCUGCAAUACAUCUUACCAAGACAUGUUCUAGUGCCAGCUAAAGACAAUGGUAGACCAAAGCAUUUAUUGUAAAAUCACUUGUUAUUAAAAAAAAUCCAAUUGCAUUAGUUUGUUUGUUAUGAAAUAAAAAGUAUAUUGAUGCUUA